GUAUGAGGAUGCGAUCAGACUGACUGAGACUCCAACGACUGCAGAGGAACAACAAGCUGCUGCUGCUUCUUCUUCCAGAAGUUUCUUCAAUCCAUGAAUCCUGAAAGCGUGUGACGGUGGAGCAGCAGUGAGUGGAACAGAUGAAGAUGGCUUCAACUGAGGAGCAGCAGAUACCAGUCCAGUCUUCAACGUCCAGCUGUGUGUCCAUGAGGAGUGACCAGUCCAGAGAAAACAAUCCAUUCUUCAGUUCUGAAGAACAACAACAAAAAGGUCAGCAGCUCAACCAGAGAGUCCAGUCUUCAGCUUCCAGCUGUGUGUCCAUGAGGAGUGACCAGUCCAGAGAAAACAAUCCAUUCUUCAGUUCUGAAGAUGAACAACAAAAAGGUCAACAGCUCAAACAGAGAGUCCAGUCUUCAACGUCCAGCUGUGUGUCCAUGAGGAGUGACCAGUCCAGAGAAAACAAUCCAUUCUUCAGUUCUGAAGAUGAACAACAAAAAGAUCAGCAGCUCAACCAGAGAGUCCAGUCUUCAACAUCCAGCUGUGUGUCCAUGAGGAGUGACCAGUCCAGAGAAAACAAUCCAUUCUUCAGUUCUGAAGAUAAACGGCAAAAAGGUCAACAGCUCAACCAGAGAGUACAGUCUUCAGCUUCCAGCUGUGUGUCCAUGAGGAGUGACCAGUCCAGAGAGAACAAUCCAUUCUUCAGUUCUGAAGAUGAACAGCAAAAAAGUAGAGCUGGACUCCAGACCAUCAGCCAAAGCAGAACUCUUCAAGGAGAUGUUGAACUGCAGGAGAAUUUAGAUGAACAUCAGGUUAGUGUGAGAAGAAGAUGUGAACAUGUGACUGAAGGAACCAAUGACACGGGAAGAGGAACUUCCCUCAACAGAAUCUACAUUGAACUCUACAUCACAGAGGGACUGAGAGAAGAAGUUCAUAUCCACCAUGAAGUGAAGCAGCUGGAGACAACCUCCAAGAUCAAUUCCAUUCCUGAUUUUCCAAUCAGGUGCCAGGACAUCUUCAAAGUACUAACCUACCAACAUGGAUCCAUCAAAUUGGUUCUGACCAUUGGCGUCGCAGGAAUUGGAAAAACCUUCUCAGUGCAAAAGUUCAUUCUGGACUGGGCCGAGGGCUUGGAGAACCAAGACAUCAGUGCAGUGGUUCCUCUGUCAUUCAGGGAGAUGAACUUGAUCAGAGAUGAGCAGCACAGUCUUCUCACUCUCAUCCAACGUUUCCAUCCAACCUUCCAGAAGAUCCCAGCAGAGCAGCUGUCUGUCUGUAAACUUCUCUUCAUCUUUGAUGGUCUGGAUGAAAGCAGACUUUCUCUGGACUUCAACAACAGUCAGGUGGUGUCUGAUGUCACUCAGAAGUCAUCAAUCAAUGUUCUUCUGACAAACCUCAUCCAGGGACGUCUGCUUCCCUCAGCUCUGGUCUGGAUCACUUCCAGACCUGCAGCAGCCAAUCAGAUCCCUCCUUCAUGUGUCUCCAGGGUAACAGAAGUACGAGGCUUCACUGACUCUCAGAAGGAGGAGUACUUCAGGAGGAGAUUCAGUGAUGAAGAUCUGUCCAGCAGAAUCAUCUCCCACAUCAAGGCCUCCAAGAGUCUCUUCAUCAUGUGUGGAGUUCCAGUUUUCUGCUGGAUCACUGCUGUGGUUCUAGAGAACAUGCUGACCACAGAGAAAAGAAAAGAGCUUCCCACCACCAUGACUGACAUGUACUCUCACUUCCUGAUGGUCCAGACAAAGAGGAAGAAGAACAAAUACCAGCAGGAACAUGAGGAGAAUCCACAGGAACUGACAGAGGUUGACAUGGAAGUUCUUCUGAAGCUGGGGAGGCUGGCAUUUGAACAUCUGGAGAAAGGAAACAUCAUGUUCUACCAAGAAGACCUGGAGCAGUGUGGUCUGGAUGUCACAGAGGCUUCUUUGUACUCAGGAGUUUGUACUGAGAUCUUCAGAAGAGAUUGUGAGAUCUUCCAGAAACCAGUCUACAGCUUUGUCCAUCUGAGUGUUCAGGAGUUUCUGGCUGCAGUUUACAUGAUCCACUGUUACAACAACAAGAAGACAGAGGUGGUGGAGAACUUCUUGUUGGAUAAAUCAGAAAACUCAUCUUUAAAAGAUUUUCUGAGCAAAAUCAUGAGGAAAUCACUGCAGAGUCAAACUGGUCACCUAGAUCUGUUUGUUCGUUUCAUUCAUGGACUCACAGUGAAGUCCAACCAGAAAGUCUUGGGAAGCCUUUUGAGUCAGACAGAGAUGAAUCCAGAAGCUACGCAGACAGUCAUUGACUACCUCAAAGGAAUGGUAACAUGCAGAUAUUCUCCUGACAGAAGCAUCAACAUCUUCCACUGUCUGUUGGAGAUGAAGGAUAUCUCAGUUUAUCAGGAGACCCAAGAGUUCCUGAAGUCAGAAACCAAAUCAGUCAAGAACCUCUCAGACAUUACUUGCUCUGCUCUGGCCUACAUGCUGCAAAUGUCAGAGGAGGUGCUGGAUCAGUUGGACCUGAACAAGUUGACCACAAAUCCUUCAGGUUGUUUGAGACUAUUGCCAGCAGUGAGGAACUGCAGAAAGUUUCGGUUUAACGAGAGAGCAGUUAUACAAAAUUCUCACAAAUGUUGCCCAUAUUAUCCUGGAUCUCCUGAGCUUUAUUGGAAUGUUGUGGCCUCGGCUCUGAAGUCCAACCCGUCCCACCUGACAGAACUGGAUCUGAGUGGGAGCGAUCUGCCUGAUAUAGCUGUGACGUUACUGUGUGAAGGAAUAAAGAGUCCAAACUGCCAACUGGAAAUACUGAGGUUGAAGGACUGUGGUUUGUCAAAGAUCAGCUGUGAGGUUCUGACCUCUGCCCUGAAAUCCAACCCAUCCCAUCUGACAGAACUGGACCUGAGGGAAAAUAAUCUGCAGCAAUCAGAUGUUCAGCAGCUCCUGGAUCUGGUACAUAAUCCAGACAGCAAACUGCUUACUUUCAGUUGCCUCUGAUGGCCCAUCAGGUGAUGAAGCAGCACUUUGUCUCCAGAUGUUCUGGAUUUUGCUGCUAAAGGAGGAGAGGAGAGUGAUGGAGUGAGAGGAGGAGGAGAUGACUUUCAGAGCUUCAGUGUGAACUCUGACAUCAGCUCCAUUCUUUUAAAUGUAAUCGUUUUGAUUCAGUUUCACGCUGUGGAAAGAUGCUUUUGUGAACCUUCAAACCUGAAGUUUGUAGGUUUAACCAAAAUAUUUUAGUGAUGAAAAUGAAAGACAACAAGUCAUCCACAAAGACGCACAUAUUUGUACACAUAUUUAUCAAACUCAUUACAGAAAUGAUGAAAUGCAUAGAUCAACAAGACAGAAAAUAAGACAAAACAAAAAAGUCACUUAAAUCACAUUUGCUCAAUUAAAUACAGUGAUCAUUAACAAAAGUUAAGUAGAGCUUGAUUUAUUGCUUGAAAAGGAGUGGGAACAAGUAAAUUUAUAUAAUCCUAUCCAUAAAAAUCAUACAAAUUAUAAACUGAACCGGAAAACUGAAUAAAAUUUCUACAACUGUUAAAAUCUGGUAAACUUCUGAAUUUGCUGUCAAUAGAAAUGAAGAGAAAUACCCUGGCGAUGUUUCUCUAAAUAUAUGCAUAGAAGGCAUGAUGGUUGCAGUGGAAUGGCCCCUGGACAUAGAAGAAUUGGUUUUCAUUUAAGAAAUCAAUAAUAACCUAUAACCACCAAUAAUCCUCAACUGGAACCAGAAGUCCCCUCAUUUUGCUAGAAAAAAAACUCUAUGUUAACUGGUGACCCUAACAGUUAAUUUUUGUCCGUUUUAAGAUUUGAUAAGAGUUUUCUUUUUCAACAAUUGUGGUUAGGGUGGGGCUGAUUGGCAUAAUUUCUGCUUCCAGGUGAUGAUGUCAGGUAUCAUCUUGUCUACAGACAAGUCCCUCUCCAAUUCACAUUGAAAACACUAGAAUAAAUUACAUUAAGAUUUAAUUGGCAAAAUUGACAUCCAAGGGUGAGUUUUGAAUUACGGAAGUCUAACAAAAAAGAGGGAGAACGUUGACUAUCUGAUUUAAAACUUUACUACCUGUGGACAUCCCAGAGAUUUCUGCUUUUUUUGGUAUCCGUAUCUUUUUUAGGAGUUUUUCCUUACUGAGAAGGAGGGUCUAAGGGCAGGGAUUCCCUGUUUAGCUUAGUCUGUUUAGUGUAAUUACCUAUUUAUUCCUAUUACUUCAUGUUGUUUAUGAUUUCAUGUUCUUAAAUGUUUCUCAGAACUGCAAAAACAGUUCUCUGUGCCCCCAAAUGACAUGUUUAGAUGCCCACGGGUUAUAAAUGAUGUAACAAAACAUCCAAAAUAGAAUAUGGUUUGAAGGGAUCCUACCAACAAUGAAACUUAUUUGUUUUUACUUGUCUAAAAAUCCAGCUCCAGUAAAGAAAUUAAUAGCUGAAAUGUACUGAAAAUUUAUAAAACACAUAAUGGAAGCUUAAGAUGAAUGUACUUUUAGCAGAUGAGACGUGGGAAAAGAAAUCUACUGUUGUAAAAGAAUUGGAAGUCAACCCUAGAGGGAGUUUGUUUGCAAGAAAAGCCAUCAGUCUAAACUGGUUUACCCCCCCCCCCCCCCUCACCACCACCACCACCAACUGAAGCUCAGUGAACACAAAAGCUAAGGCAGGUCUGUUUGACGGUAUUUGUCAGCCCAACUUCAGCUACAAAUGUACUGUUUUUCAAAAAAGAUGGUGAAGAGUGUCCGCUCUUAGGGACAGAUUUUUAUUUGGUACCUAAAUGUAUACUGUGAUACUGUCCCCAUUCUACAUCUGUAUCCAGUGUUUUUUCUAUAUUUGUUAGGUAAGCCUAAUCUCAACUUGUGUUAAUGUUCGUUAUUGUUAUGAUUGCCUGUAAUUUUGUAUCUUAUUGCAAUAAAUAAAAAAAGGAGAUCUUGC
This is a messenger RNA of Oryzias latipes (Japanese medaka), 4877 nucleotides long. Its product is annotated as protein NLRC3-like. Lineage: Eukaryota; Metazoa; Chordata; Actinopteri; Beloniformes; Adrianichthyidae. The record is from RefSeq and is a predicted model, not a curated record.